GGUUCCGCUAUUUCCGUUCGUUAUAAGUUUAGCUUUUUUUCUGUACGUAUGAAAAAUAGAGAUCGGAAGUUAUAUCUUAUGUUGGAUCUUUGGUACAUGUGCGACUUUGCUCUCUAUUGAGUAUGAAAAGUUAUAGUACAAUGAAACAUCAGUUUGUGUGUAUUUAAACUGGUAUUUAUUUACUUAGUGGGUUAUUGCUUUGGGUUUGUUGGCAUCCUCCUUUGACGCAGGCGCAGGUAUAUUACCGGCUACCGGACACUCGAAUUUAUUUUUUAAGGUCAUUUCAACUGCUUCUUUACACUGGCAGAAAAUAAUCAUUAUGGAUGUAGCUGGCCGAAAAGACAAGCAAAAAUCCAAGGAGACAGCAAACAGAGCAGAUAAAGUUAAACAGAAGUCAGCUCAGCAUGAAAUGAAACAGAGGCAAAGGGCUGAGAUUUAUGCCCUAAACAAAGUGAUGACAGAACUAGAACAAGAGCAGUUCAAAACAUUCUGUCAAAAAAUGGAACCACAGGGGAAUAAUGGAUGAAGCCAAGGCCUGCUGGAAAAUUGAGUCUCUUAACUGCAUAUUCAAGAAAAUUUUCACUGCAAGGAUGUGGCUGA
Messenger RNA from Protopterus annectens (West African lungfish), 600 nucleotides. RefSeq names its product small vasohibin binding protein (gene SVBP). Gene Ontology annotation, biological process: protein secretion; negative regulation of protein ubiquitination. The transcript is spliced from 3 exons. Gene Ontology annotation, cellular component: apical part of cell. The record is from RefSeq and is a predicted model, not a curated record. Bases 320 to 526 code for a protein of 68 amino acids. Lineage: Eukaryota; Metazoa; Chordata; Ceratodontiformes; Protopteridae.